Colius striatus (speckled mousebird) is the source of this 1980-nucleotide messenger RNA. RefSeq names its product gypsy retrotransposon integrase 1 (gene GIN1). Gene Ontology annotation, biological process: DNA integration. The record is from RefSeq and is a predicted model, not a curated record. Gene Ontology annotation, molecular function: nucleic acid binding. Lineage: Eukaryota; Metazoa; Chordata; Aves; Coliiformes; Coliidae.
AUGGUUCUUAGUGGAAAAAAUGGUGGCCUCCACCUGAAACCAUACUACAAACGAACAGGAGAGUAUCAUCCCUCAACAUUAUCAGGUGAAAGAAGUGGAAUCAGGAGAGCAGCCAAAAAAUUUAUUUUCAAAGAGAAUAAAUUGUUCUGUGUUGGAAAAGACAGAAAACAAAUGCGCCUGGUAAUUGUUUCAGAUGAGGAGAAGAAAAAGGUGCUUGAGAGAUGCCACGAAAAUGCUGCUGGUACUCAUCAUGGCAUAUCAAGAACACUAACUUUGGUGGAAUCUAGUUACUGUUGGACUUCUGUAACAAAUGAUGUCAAGCAGUGGGUGUAUGCUUACUGGCAUUGCCAAGUGGCAAAAAAUACAACCACCACAGCACCCAAACCACACCCUAUCAAAGCAGAAGACCCGUGGACAGCAGUCGCUAUAGACCUAAUGGGACCUUUUAAUCUUACCAACAGAGGCCACAAGUACAACAUAAUUAUGACAGAUUUGUUUACAAGGUGGACUGUUAUCCUGCCACUUCCUGACACUUCGGCACCUGAAAUUGCUAAGGCAAUCAUAAAUGUGUUUUUCUUACAUGGGCUACCUCAAAAUGAUCAAGGGAAGGAGCUUGUUUAUCAGAUAAAUGACGAACUGUUUGCACUGUUUGGAAUUAAACAAAUUGUAUUGUCAUAUCCUCAGAUAGAUGACAUAAAUGAAAGAACAUGCAAGGCAAUCAAAGCUUUCCUUAACAAAUACUGCACCAACCAUCCAAAUUAUUGGGAUGAACAUUUGUUUGCUAUUGCCUAUGCUUUCAAUUUGACAAAUCUGGAGCCAGAUCAGAACACCCCCUGUUUCCAAAUGUUUAAUCGUAACCCACAUGAUGUUGAGUCAACAAAUGUUUGUGUGGAAGGAGAAUACUGUACGUUAGGGAAAAUACUUGAAGCAACUGAAAAAGCUAGUCAAGCACUGGAAGAAGUGAGAACCUCAAAUUGCCAGGAGGAGAAAAUCACUUCAGAUGAACAAAAAAUCAGAAACAAAAUCGCUGUCAAAAGGAAGACAAAGCCAUUAAAUACCCUUCGGCUUGAAGUUGGCCAUGAAGUUCUCAGGCAGAGAAAAAAAUGGUGGAAAGAUGGUAGUUUCCAGUCAGAAUGGGUUGGUCUUUGUAUUAUAGAUUAUAUAACAGAUAACGACAGUGCAAUAUUAAGAGAUGCCACAGGAACCAGGUUGAAAAGACCCAUCAAGAUAUCUCACCUCAGGCCAUACAUAAGAGAGUCCCAUGAACAAGACAACCAUUAUUUUUUACAAGCUGCGGUAGUUGUUGACCAUGACUACAUUGGCUUACCUGAAAGAUCCCAUAAUCCAGGUCAAGGCCACCAAGACUCAGUUGCAAAAGGGGAAAUAAAUGCCCACACAAAGGCUAUCAUGUCUGCUGUACAAGUGCCACAUACGUCCUGCAAAGACCAAGAAUCAACAGAUGGUAAACAUCAGUCUCAACUGACAGAAGAUCAUUGCAUGAAUGCUGCAGAACCAGAGCGCUGGCCUUCACCUAGUUGGACACUUCACACCAAGACAGAGGAUACUUAAGCAUAGUGUCAUACCAGACUUCACUAACAAGAGUUUGGAGUUCUGUGUCCGACUGGAAAAAAAAAAAAAGUUAUAGCUCCAAAUUUCUUAGACAAAUUUACUUUCCUAUUUUGUGAAUGAGAGCACUGCAGUUGUAACCCGGUUAAUAUGUGUCGGGAUCACACAUUGGAAGGGACCUUGAAAGAUCAUCUAGUCCAACCCCCCUGCCAGAGUAGGACUACCUAGACUAGGUCACACAGGAACUCAUCCAGGUGGGUUUUGAAUAUCUCCUGAGAAGGAGAUUCAACAGCCCAUCUGGGUAGCCCGUUCCAGUGCCCCAUCACUCUCACAGUGAAGAAAUUCUUGUAUUUCUUUGGAAACUCUUAUGUUCCAGUUUAUACCUGUUUCCCCUUGUCCUGUCAUUGGCUAUCA